AUGGGGCAGGCGGGCAGCCAGCCGAGCGAGCCGCGCGCCCGCCGCGCGCACACGCUACCACACGAGCCGUUGCGACACGCACCUAAGGUACUGCCUUCUCUAACGGAGUCGCCACGACUACGGAGUACUGAUAAUGGCGCUAUCUUACAAUCGGGUGGCACUAUCAGUGGGAGACGACCGCCCGCACUUCAAGAGAGCAGAGUGCCUCAUGGGCAUGUGCACUCAAACGUAUAUAGAUCGAGAUCAGCUGGAGGUACUGGAGAAAAUGAGAUUAGAACCAGAGAACGUGAUCCAUUGCAUAGAUCACACACAAAUUUGGAGUUUAGGCAUAAUGAUUCAAAUAAUGUCAAUAAAAGAUUUGGGUCUGAGCCAGAUCUAAGAAUUGAAGAAGAACAACAAAAGUCAAAAAAUAAUAACAAUAAACACUUUCGUAAAAAAUACAGAGCACCCCCACCACCAAGUAAUGAUCUACGAGAGGGUUCAUCGCCGGAUUCCGGUGAAGGGAACGCGAAACUUGAACCUCAACGCAAACUGAGAUUAUUUAGAACAAGAAACGAAACCAAAAAAUUAAAUGGUCACAUGGAUUCUAAAAUACCUGUUUACAAAAGCACUUACACCGAUUUCAAAUCAUUAGACUUAAACGACCAAUUCGGAAGAAGAUACAAGUCCCCUUGUAAAGAUAACGACCAAAGCUACAGUUACAUGGACAAUAAUGAUAUGGUGCAAAGUUCAACGUCUUUGAAAAAAGAAGAACGAUUACUUCAAGGAAAACAAGACUACAGAAAAACACGGACAGAUAGAAUAAGUGGAUGUAGAGCAAAAACGUCGAAAACGAAUGAGAGUGAAGCGUGGAAAACGCCUUUACUUAACAAAAACUUUAGACAUUCUGAUAGAUUUAAGAAUGAUCAACCGAUAUUAAGGAGGGAAAAGACCUUCGAUGACACACUUACAAUAAGUGAGAGAGAGAAUGAAUCACCAAGAGCUUUACACGACAAGAAAUCUAAAGCUCUCGGUGAGGAGUUAAGCUGCAAGCUAAGCCCGUUAGGUCAAAGAAAUCAGCCUUUAAGAAAAUCACUUCCUUCGUUACUGCACAAGAGUAACGAAGAAAAAGAUGAAUUUCAAGAAGAACUUAAAAAGGCGACCAGUAGAAUAAGGAAAGAAUUAGGCGAUAAAUUAAUUGUAAGCGAAAAUACUAGUCAAAACAAUAAAACACAAAAACCAAACCCAUCGAAGUUGGUGACGCAAAAAGUCAAGGAAUCUAGUCUUACAGCGAAUAAAGUGGAUUCUAAACCGAUCUGCACUAGGCGGCCAUUAAGUCGACUUAAUGAAACUAAGCCUAAAACACAGCUUAAUAAAAUUAGGAGCGAUCAAAAUUAUAAGAGUGAAAGUAAAGAAAAUGUGAAGUCGAUGCCGGAUAGAGGACAAGCGUCGGGGAAAGAAUCAACGCCUGAACACUCACCGACGAGGAGAAAGGGAUCCACGAGCAAUGUUGUCCCCGAGAUACAAAGGUCUGCGCCAUCAAAGCAGUUCUACUUUGGUAUGAUUGAAAGUAGAAAAUCAGAACCACAGGAUAAUUUAAAGGACUUCCCCGGGCUCGGUAGUCCCAUUAUAGAAGAGUUCACUAACUUCCACUUAAUAGAGAAGAAACUCCUCGGAUACCAUGAAGAAGAUGAAAUGGAUAAGUUCAACGAGAAGUUCAAGGAAGAUUGUAAAAGAAAUCUAUCGUCGGAGUCGGCGCUGUCGUCGGAGGGGUCGGAGGGCGGCUCCCCGCGCCUGGCGCUGCGCCUGCGCCCGACGCUGCCCAAAAAGGCCCCGCGCGCCGCGCGCUUCUCGCCUGCCGCCGCCUGGAGGCAGCUCGCCAGCCUCGACGCACAGCUUGCCGAAACUCAACCACUAGCAGUAGAAACUAAAAUGUCAGCGGACUUGCCUUCAGAGUCAUCUCCGCGUUCAGAUCAGUCUGCUGAUAAAUCUGGAGAUUCAGGAAUAUCUGGAGAUCACGGACACAGCGACCACAGGAUAGACUCGCCUAGACAUGUGGCAGAACCAACAUGGACUCCCCAACAAGACCUGGGCGACAGCAGCUCGGACGGGACCGCGCGGGAGCCGCGCGCCGGCGCCGCCUACAGCCCCGAGCGCAGCGCCGCCUACAGCCCCACCUACACGCCCGGGGCACAGCCAUUCAGCCUCAGUCUGCCCCGCGACGACAAAGGAAAGCAAUUACAGCAGGGAUUCAACAGUCUUCAAAAGCUUAGGAAAUCAGUAUCGGGUGCUUUAGGUGCAGCUUUGGGCUCUAGGAAGUUCGAUUUGGAACAUGAACCCAUGUUGGAGGAACCUGAACAGAACUGGUUCUUGACUAAAUCAGCCCCAAAUUCUUUGAGCAACCCCUUAUUGUACCACCAGCCAUUGAGAACGAAGAUUUCUGAGGAUAUUGGAAAGGAAGAACCCUCUUUAGUUACGGAAAAGGGCGCGGAGGACGGCAGCAGGUGGAGCUCGUACGUGAAGUGGGGCGGCCACGCCAUGUACCUGCCGCCGGCGCCGGGCCAGUCGCUCUCCAUGCUCGGCUCUACGGAACGACCUGUUAGGAGCAAGUCGAGCGGCUGCCUGGAGGCCUCGGCGCGGGCGGCGCGCGCCGCGCUGGCGGGCGAGAUGCGCGAGCGCGAGCGCUCGGCGUCGCCCGGCGCCGCGCGCGCUCUUCCCGCGCGCGUCGUGCCCGCGUCCGGGUAUAUAUUCGUGCUCAGCGCAAAGCGCAACUCAAACGCAGGUCGAGGGAAGAGAUUCACAUUCCAAUCUACUGUGCGACAGCUAGAGAGGCGACGCUUGGCGGAGAAGCUGUCUCGUGAAGCAGAUCUGAAGGAGCAACAGAGAAGAACAGAGCUGGAGGCCAUGAGGAGAGUUGAAGAAGAAUUCCAGCGUAAGAGGGCGAGAGAGAAGGCCAAUAUAAGACAGCAGCUGCGGCUGGUGAGCAGUGGCGCCAACAGCAUGCCGCCACCGUCUAACAAUAGCAAGACGCGUGACGAGCCAGACGGCUCCUGCCGCGGCUCGCCGGCGCCGGAGCGGCCGCGCGACGCGCGCGUGCGCAGCCACGCCUCCUCGGAGGGCAGCGCGCGCAGCAAGAGCUCCACACCCAUCCGCAGCGUGGAGCUGUCGGAGUGGCGGCAGGCCGACGCGCGCGUGUACCGCGACUGGGCGGCGACGGCGCACGCGCACCCGCCCGCCUGCGCGCGCAUGCCCAACACCGCGCACGCGUACGCCGCAGAAGGUGAGGCGUUCAGCGGCAGCCCGCGCUCCGACAACUACCGCCUGGAGUUCGCGCGCGGCCGCUCCCCGCGCGCCCCGCACUCCCCGCACUCCCCGCGCACACCGCGCGCCCCGCGCCUCCUCGCCGCGCGCUCCCCUACCUCCUCCACCUCCGGCAGCGAGCUCUCCUUGCGACAACCCAUUAAGAUCAGCAGUAAAAAGAGAUGCGAUGUUUUAAUCAAAGUAGCAUAUCAGUUAACAAGUUAUUCUUUUCCCAAGGUGGUGAUGCCAGUAGUAUUAACUAGGCUUGCGACAGACGAGAACCCACUAAAGAAGAAGAUACAGAGGAACCCG
Messenger RNA from Brenthis ino (lesser marbled fritillary), 3591 nucleotides. Lineage: Eukaryota; Metazoa; Arthropoda; Insecta; Lepidoptera; Nymphalidae. The record is from the annotation of a GenBank genome assembly.